GCCUUCUGCCCUUCUGGGGUCGAGGUCCGAGAGCACAAGGUUACGCUCGACUUACCGCUCUUCUCGAACGCUUUCUUACUGUCUUCAUUAACUGGUUGCAGCCCUGGAGCAAUCCAUGGCUUGCCUCCGAUUCUUCAUGAUGCUUUUGCUUGGCGCAGCCGCCGAGCACUCCAUGGACGAAAGCCUUGUGGAUACGCUCCGACGGGGCUUUGAAAGCUUGGAGCUGCCGAAGCUUUUCGGUUUGGGUCCUUUGGCGGGGUACCUGCAACUGGUGAUCUCUACAGCGGCUCCUGACCUAUGCGCUUUGCUUGUGGCGGGCGCUGUUUUCUACUUCCUGGGUUCUGCCAUGCAGGUGGCACGACGUGAAAUGAAGCCUGCCGAAGAGGUGGAGGAUGAGAUGGGCGACUGGUCACAGGCUCCCGAGAUCUCGGGCUGCUCACCAUUGCACCUGGCGGCGCACAACGGACGCUUGGAACACCUGGAGGAGCUUCUCAGCUCAGGGGCUGCAGUCAACGCCACGGACAACUACAACGAGACGCCCUUGCAUAUGGCAGCACGCGGCGGCUAUGUGGACAUUUGCGACGUCUUGCUGCACUAUGGCGCUGAUCCCCGGGUCCUGAACAAGAACCAGAAGACGCCCCUGCUGCUGGCGGCCCUGUCCGGUCAUGCGGACGUGUGUGACCUCUUGAGUCCACUGAAGCUGGCCAGGCGCCCCCCCUCCCAAGGGCCUCAUCACAGCCGAGAAGGAUUCCUCCAGCGACUCCACGGCCGCCAGCACUCCACGCGACUCCGUGGAGGAGGACUGCAGCUUCGGGUGCAACGACUUGCACUGGGCGGCUUUGAGGUGCUCCCUGGCGGAUCUUCACGCAGGACUGGCCAAGGGGAUUCUCGUUGACACGCAAGACCCCUGGGGCGACACUGCUCUUCACUUGGCUGCACGGGCUGGCUCGGAGGAGAUUUGUUCCGUGCUCUGUGCCGCCAAGGCCAAUCCUUUGGUGCUCAACAAGGACAAGAAGACCGCUUUGGAGGUCGCUCGCAUUGGCGGACACCUGAUGAUCGCGGAUCUUCUGGAGGUGUCCGUCCAGGAUAGAGCAGUCAAGCGUGAGACGCUGGAAGAUGCUUCCCGCACAAGUCCAUCAACCAGCCCUGUACUUAAACGUGCCAUCCGAGAGAAGGACUUCUGUUGAUCGGGACUAUUGGGGCCACACAUGAGGCGUCGGGUGCUGCACGUGCACACGUACAGGUGGACAUGUAUAGUGCCCACCGGUUGUAUGCGCCGAGAGGCAGCUGACUCGGUCACAUGUGCGACUUGGUUCGAUACCAUUGGAACUUCUGCGGUGC
Durusdinium trenchii is the source of this 1341-nucleotide messenger RNA. The record is from the annotation of a GenBank genome assembly. Lineage: Eukaryota; Dinophyceae; Suessiales; Symbiodiniaceae.